AUGCCGCCUCUAUCCGCCCGAACUGACCGAGACACUUGUUCAGUGUUCGAUCGUAUCGGCCUUAACCGUCUGGACGAUCGCACCAUUUGGCACGGCCGACCGUUCCAUCGGUUCCGUACAACGACCGUUUGGCCGAUAACGCCGACCGUACGGACUAUCGCGCCAAACCGUCUGUACAACCGUAUGGACGACCGUAACCGUUCGCACGGCCGAUGCGCUCCACACGUUCUGCGGUUGAUCAACCGUUCGGCGACCAACCGUCCCAACUAG
Molecule: messenger RNA, 270 nt
Organism: Microthlaspi erraticum
Lineage: Eukaryota; Viridiplantae; Streptophyta; Magnoliopsida; Brassicales; Brassicaceae
Source: the annotation of a GenBank genome assembly